Messenger RNA from Cyprinodon variegatus (sheepshead minnow), 3442 nucleotides. It is a transcript of the gene plat, whose product is annotated as plasminogen activator, tissue type. The transcript has 15 exons. The record is from RefSeq and is a predicted model, not a curated record. Bases 175 to 2001 code for a protein of 608 amino acids. Gene Ontology annotation, molecular function: serine-type endopeptidase activity. Lineage: Eukaryota; Metazoa; Chordata; Actinopteri; Cyprinodontiformes; Cyprinodontidae. Gene Ontology annotation, biological process: smooth muscle cell migration; plasminogen activation.
CCCUGCUUAGGUCACAUCAGCCCGCCUAUCAGCAGCCGGUGGGACCGGACAUAAAAAGUUGGGACGGUGCCGUGGAAGCGGUAGAACCCUGCGGACAUCAGUGUUGCUCAGACCGUUUCCGAGAAGACUUAAUCAGCCGAAGACUAUCUUACCUGCACACAACCAGAAACAGCCAUGAGGAGUUUAAUUCAAGGAAUCUUCAUCCUUUCUGCUCUCUGCUGCUCCCUAGCGGACAACGUGGAGGUACUUCGCACCAAGCGAGGGACCCGUUUUUACAGAGGUGAGCCUGCCAGGCAGCCAGCUAGACGGACACUGUUGAUAGUUCAGCUCAAGAAGCCUUCACCUUCCUAUGAAACAUCCUUACUGUGUGUGGAUAGUGAAACAUCAGCAGUGCAUAGUUUUGGUGACUCUUGGCUCCGCUGGAAAGGACAGCGUGUGGAGUAUUGCCACUGCCCAUUAGGAGGAAGAGAGCGUUGUCAUGUUGUGCCUGUCAUCAACUGCUACGUGUCCCAGUGCUACAACGGGGGAACCUGUAAGGAGGCCGUCUACUCAUCGGACUACAUUUGUCAGUGUCCCCCUGGCUUCAGUGGAACUCAGUGUGAGAUUAACACCAAUGAAAAAUGCAUCGUGGGGCAGGGUGAAGGCUACCGUGGGACCAGGAGCAUCAGUCAGACCGGAGCAGAGUGCAUCAACUGGAAUUCAACAACUCUCAGAGGAAGAAGGUUCACAGCUCGGAAAUCAGACGCCAGGAGCCUUGGGCUGGGGAAUCACAACUUCUGCAGGAACCCCGACCAGGACAGCUUGCCGUGGUGUUUUAUAUAUAAAGGCACACAGAUAGGAUGGGAAUACUGCUCCUUGCCCAAAUGUCCUCAAGAUAACAACACAGAGUGUGCGGUGGGAUUAGGUCAGAAUUACAGAGGCACAGCUUCUGUCACCAAUAGCGGCUCCACUUGUUUACCGUGGGACUCCCCUGUUGUCAGACGUAAGCUGAACAAUGCUUGGAGAUCCAAUGCCUUAGAAUUGGGGCUUAGCAACCACAAUUUCUGCAGGAAUCCAGAUGGCGACGAGGCUCCUUGGUGUCACACCUACAAAAACAUGCUGCUGACCUGGGAGCAUUGUGACAUACCUAAAUGUUCAAAACGUCCGUCCGUUAUUACCACUCCUGGCAUACGUGCUCCAACUACUAAUAACAACAAUGGAGCGACAUGUGGCAAGCGCUUGGAUAACACCUUAAAUCGUCGGGCUUUCCGCAUGUUCGGAGGCAGAUAUAGCGACAUCACAGAGCAGCCAUGGCAGGCUCUCAUCAAUGUUUACCAGGCCCGCCUCAGGAAACACUUCCACCGCUGCGGAGGAGUCCUUAUCGACUCCUGCUGGGUUCUGUCUGCUGCACACUGCUUCGAAAUCAGUGACAAAGCAGACAAGUUGGAAGUCGUUUUGGGAAGAACGUUCCGGAAGCAGAAUUCCAGCAGUGAGCAGAUUUUUAAGGUGGAGAAGUACUGGAUCCAUGAGAAAUUUAACUACGAAACAUUUGACAAUGACAUUGCUAUUUUAAAGCUUCAGACGGACAUUGGCAUAUGCGCUGUGGACUCUCCAGAGGUUCAUCCAGCUUGUCUGCCGGAAAGUGGGCUGGUGCUGCCCGAUUGGACCGAGUGCGAGAUCUCAGGCUAUGGAAAAAACUCUGAAUUUUCUGAUGAAUACUCGGAGCAAGUUAAAAGAGGACAUGUGCGCCUUUGGCCCAAAGAGCGCUGCGUUCCAGAGGUGCUGUCUGGACGGACCGUUACCUCCAAUAUGCUGUGUGCAGGUGACACCAGAGGGCUUGAUGAUGCCUGCAAGGGAGACUCCGGCGGCCCUCUCGUGUGCCGAAACAAGGACAGGAUGACUCUGAUGGGCGUGAUUAGCUGGGGAGAUGGGUGCGGGCAGAAGGAUAAGCCAGGGGUCUACACACGCGUCUCCCAUUACAUCGACUGGAUCAAUGACAUAAUUAAAGCAAACCCUGUGUAAAGUCAGAGAAACUGUGAACAAAAGUGUUGAAUGACUAAUAAUCACAGUGGACAAGAGGUUUAUCAUGAAGAUAGACGUAGAAAUCCACAACACCUCGUUGUUUUAAGACCGGAGGUUUGAAGUCAGCAGGACAGAAAUCUAGCAGAAGUUUUGUGGAGUUCAGUGUAUUGCUUUAUCCUCAGUUUCUAGUCGUCGCUAUUAUGAUCAGACUGAUUAUAUAGACAGAAAAUUUAUUUUUUGUCCUUUUAUUGGGGGGGACAUUGUUUAUUAAUCCUGACAUAUUUCAGUCUUUACUGAUAACAAAGUUUAUUUUCUACCCACUGCUGCCUCAAACAUGUAGAACUGGCAGUGAAUCUAACAAGGACAAUAGGAAGGAAGUUUAUCUGUGCUUCUACUUUCUUUCUUGCAGCUUUGCUGAAAGAAAUUAUGAGCCUUUGGCUGAUCCAAAGCACUUUUAUUCCCACUACAUCUUUAGAGUUUUUUUUAGCUGAGCUACAUUUUAAAGAGGGUUGUUUUAAAGACGGCAUUCAUAGGAUAACUUAAAAUGAUAUUUCGAGUUAAUAUUAUUAGGUGAUCCUAGCAGGCAGAUAAAGUUACCUGUUUUUUUAGGGAUCCUAGCCCUGAAUCCAAACUGAAUAAUCUGCUGGUACAGAUUCUGCUUAUUUCUGGAGAAAUCUUUUUUUUUUUUUUUACUUUUCCACACCGUGUCCAAGCUGAGUACAGAUAAUUUCAUGGAGGCAUGAAGUAGGAGAUCCUCAAUUCAAUCAUCUGAGCAGAACUUUUUCUGUUUUUUUUUUUAUAACAUAAGACAGCGGGGUUGAUCCCAGCAAGUAUAUUGCAUGUAUAUUUUCUGAAUAUUAGUUUCCUGUGAAUAUUUUGUAUCAUAAAAUUGCAUACUGACUGCGAAGCCAAACUGUUUAAUCUUGCUUUGUUGUGUGAUAGCCUCUAAGUUGAAAGUUUUCAAAUGCUUUAUGAAAAAAUAAUAUUUAAGUUUGUUUUAAAGAUCCCAUAUUAUGCUUUAUUUAAAAAUAAAAUAUUAACAAUGAGGCCCGCAGAGCAUGUUUUUCCUUUUGUGCAGAAAAAUUCCUCUUAGAUUUUUCCACGAAGCAUGUACCAAAAAUCUUAGUCAGCCGAUAGGCUGCUACAGCUUAUUUCCCCUGAUGACAUCAUAAGGGGAUUUUUUUUCAGACAGCCCGCAUUAACUAAGAGUUGGAGAAAGUCAAUGAGAGAGGGGGAAGAUUUUUUUUUUAUAUGUGAAUCUCAUACAUAGGCUUCAGAAAACAUGUGACUCUUACAAAAUGUUUAUAAUGUGAAUUUUGCAUAAUACAGGACCUUUAAAGAAACCUGAAUGUGUUUAUAUAGACCAUUUGAAUACCAUAUGCUAUUAAUAAUUUAUUGCUCUUGUCAUUCUAACCAUUUGUUAACACAGAUUGUUUCAAUA